Acanthosepion pharaonis is the source of this 1638-nucleotide messenger RNA. The record is from the annotation of a GenBank genome assembly. Lineage: Eukaryota; Metazoa; Mollusca; Cephalopoda; Sepiida; Sepiidae.
AUGCUGUCAGGAAAGAGCUUUGAGCUCAUACUUGCAGCUGCUGCGGCCACUGGAAAAUUGCAGAGUUUUGCUAUCAAACUUGUCAAGUUUAAUGAAUUUGCUCGUCAAGCUACUGGGGAAGGUGGCAAGGCAGCCAACACACGGGCCCUGCUGUUUGAUAUUUCUUUCCUGAUGCUAUGCCACAUAGCACAACUUUAUGGAACUGAGAUUAUAACAUCAAGUCCUGAUUGCUCUGAAUCUUUCUUUGCUCAAUGGGCACUGAAAUGUUUGCCAGAAGAUGGCAAAUACAAAUGUAUUGAUAACAGUAGUCCAAGUGACCAACACAAGGUGGAUCUUCUCCUCAACCAAUUCACAAAUGGUGGGGAACAUAAAAACAGCAUGGCACGUUGGCAUGAAGUCUGCAUGAAUGCUCCAUUUGCCAUGCAAGAAGUUCUCUUUGCUUGGGAACAUGGGGCUCUUUCAGCUGACAAUGUUAAAACAAUUUUGGACUGUGUAAAGAAAAAGAUGUGUUGCUUGCCUGUAGUCGUAUCAGCUUGGCUUUGUAGUUAUAUGAACACAGUUGGUGAAGAAGCACGGUCUAAGCCUCUAAACAUGUUAGAACAAUUAAUAAGAAUAAAUCCUGAAUCUCAGGGACAGUACCCAUCUGAAAAUUACCAUGAACGAUCUCAUUUAAUGAGUAUAAUUCUGUGUAAGAUGAGCAAUGACAUAUUGCCUGCAUCAAGUCGCUCUACAGCUCAACAGUACAUUCCACCAAAAGCUUUACCUGGUGAAGUGAUGGACAAAACCACACAAGCAAUAUUUGACAAAGGAUGGGUAGAUUUACGCAGUUUACAUGCCCUUGAACAACUGCUGAAUCUGUGUGGUUCAGAUUGGUUUACUGAUAGGAUUGUUGCAAUGAUGCUUACUAGUAAUCGGCUUGAAGACCUGUCUUUGUCAUUGAGUAUAUCAUUCGCCCUGUGUCAUAUGGAUCUAGAAAAUAUAACUUUAAGUUUACUUAUUCACACAUUACCAAACAUCCUUAGAUCACCUCACAAAAUGCAUAUGUUGAUCAAUCCACGAGGAUCUAUACUUGCAAAACUCUGUGUCAUGUGUAUUGUUGGAGCCCAGACAGCAAGAUUGAAUAGUAAAGCUGCUGAUUCAUUCCAGUUUACAAAAAGAGGACGUAAACGACCUUUGCACGAAGUUGAUUGGGAGGAGCCAGAAGAUGAGAAUCGCCCAAGCAAGAUGCGUAAAGUGCAUGAACCUCAGAUAACAUUAGAUUCAGAAGGAUUUAAUUUGGAUUUCAUCACUGCAAAAGAAGAAGGUGAACCAUCUCCUCCUUAUGAUACAAAAGAUCCUUUAAAUCGAGCUGUCUUAAAUUUGAUGCGGAUGAUGAAUUCCCUUCUCCACAGCAGCACUAUAAGUCCUCGUACAGGUUUUGUCGCCUCUUUUAUUCAAGAAGCUGUAUUGUGUGGACGGCAACAUUCACGGCUCAUCCUUCAAUUUAUGCCUCCGGGAAUGGUAACUCAACUUCUCAAAUGUUUACCGGGAUGUUUAACAAAUCAACAGAUUCUUUGUAUAUGUGAUUUAUCUACUCCAGUUGGACGCAAAGUGGCGGCCAAAGCUAUUUAUCAAAAUGCUCGAGUAAAACGAAUUUAG